Molecule: messenger RNA, 895 nt
Organism: Larimichthys crocea (large yellow croaker)
Lineage: Eukaryota; Metazoa; Chordata; Actinopteri; Sciaenidae
Gene: tbata
Product: thymus, brain and testes associated
Exons: 7
Coding region: 83-895 (270 amino acids)
Source: RefSeq, a predicted model, not a curated record
CACACAGCAUGAAACAUCGAGGAUUUUGAGCUGAGGAUAUUUUCAGAGAUUCAAAGAAAACUUCCUGCUGUCAUUACAAGACAUGUCGAUCGCACAGAGUCCAGAUUCUCGGGGGAUGACAGGAGAAAGGAGCCGCAGUCAAACUAAUCCAUUGCCAUUCACCAGUGAAUUCACAAAGAAGCCGAUGACGAGCAGUCCACGCUUUGGUGCCUUGAGUCACCACUCAUUCUUCUCCCGACACAACCCUCAUCCGCACAGGGUGAGACAUAUUCAAGGACUCAAUGGUAGACCUGUUUGUAUGGUGAGAGAUGAUUGGUAUGUGACCUCAUCAUUAUUUCCUCAUCCACUCCUCAAGAGUCACGUCCUCAGGAAAGCAGCUGAACCAUCUGUCGCUUUUCAGUCUGCUCAAAAUCUAAAUGGAGUCAGUACCAGCAAAAGCAAAUCAGCACUGUUCUCAGAAGCCUGGAGGGAAGAACUUAAAGAACUCGCUGCAAAAGUCAGCUUGCCUUCUGAAGCACAAAAGGAUAAAAAGGAGCAACCUGAGGAAGAAUUUGUCCGUCGAAAGACCCAAUAUUCAGCUGAAACCGGGAGAAUCAUCCCUCCAUCUUCCAAGUCUUACCAACGCAGAUCCCAUUCUCAGCGCCUAUUGUAUCCUCAGCCCUUCCACGAUCAGGAGCUUAUGGUGUUGGAGCUACUUUGUCAGAUCCUGCAGACAGACUCUCUUUCCACAGUCCAGCAGUGGCUUCUUCUUGCAGGCCAAAGAGAGAAAGACCUGGUGAUGGGGAUGAUCAAACAAGCUCUUGAUGGUGUCGAGCUCUCAGCGUCUCCUCACCAGCUCUCAGCGUCUCCUCACCAGCAGAACCUUCAGCUAAACUUCUUUCUGGUAUUCAUGUGA